Corylus avellana is the source of this 1029-nucleotide messenger RNA. Its product is annotated as Thioredoxin superfamily protein. Gene Ontology annotation, molecular function: antioxidant activity; oxidoreductase activity. The record is from RefSeq and is a predicted model, not a curated record. NCBI's taxonomy places the organism in Eukaryota, Viridiplantae, Streptophyta, Magnoliopsida, Fagales, Betulaceae.
UAUCCUUAUCAGAAAAGGAGGAGCAACGGAUGCAGGCACUUCAUUUAUCGUCGACCACCAUGGCUUUGGCCGUUACGGUGUCGUUCUCCGUGGGCGCACGAUUACUGCACAUACCGCGCAAGUUAGCACCACUCACCACACCGUUUAGACAAACAUGGUCCUUCUCUAAAAUGGGUUCUAAUAAUCUGCAGCUGGGGACCAGUGUACCCGCAAGAAAGCUCGUGGUUCGAGCUGCUAGAACCGAGUCCGAAGGGGUCUCCUUGGGCUUCAGAGCUCCCCAUUUUGAGCUUCCAGAGCCAUGUACUGGGAAAGUGUGGAAAUUGGAGGAUUUUGAACCGUAUCCUGCUUUACUGGUUAUGUUUAUUUGCAAUCACUGCCCAUUUGUCAAACACUUGAAAAAGGAUAUUGUGAAGCUUGCAAAUUUUUAUAUGAAGAAAGGACUUGCAGUUGUUGCAAUAUCUUCAAAUUCUGUAGCUACUCAUCCACAGGAUGGACCACAAUUCAUGGCAGAAGAAGCUAAACAAUUUAACUAUCCUUUCCCAUAUUUAUAUGAUGAGUCGCAGGAUGUUGCACGAGAAUUCAGAGCAGUUUGUACACCAGAGUUCUUCCUAUUUAAAAAGGGACUUAAGUGUGGCAAUAGAUUGCGUUCUCAGCAGCCAACCAGCACCAUCAGUUCAGAAACCCAGUGUUGGAUGCAGCAUAAAGUGGCAUCCCGGGACAAAUCUGUAAUCUGCGACCACUGGUUUCAACUUCAUGGAGACAAAUUAAUGAAGAGCUCAGUAAUUCUUUUAGGUACUCAUGCCUCUUAUGCAAUGGUCGGUAGCCAUUUUGAUUUAAAAUGUGCAUCCGUUCUUCUUGUCAUGUUCUUUCUUUCAAUCUUUGCAGCUUUCCUUUUUUAUCAUUUUGGAUUUCACGAGGCAUGGAAGGCAAGGAAUGUGGUAUAUUUAAUACUAUUGUAUGAUAAUGUAAUAUAAAUUAUACAUUGCAAACAACCAUGAAUGAUAAUAAUGUUCCACAAUCAUUAUCCUA